AUGGAAACUACAAGAAAUUCAUUAUUAGAUAAUUCUUCACCAUUCUUGUCGUCGCCAGAUGACGGAGACAAGAAAAUGAAAAAAGUUUACACCUCUGCUGCUAGAUAUGGUGGUAGUUGUGGAGUGGGACUAGUCCGCAUAGAUAAGAUAGAUCGAUUAAAAGCGAGUUAA
Molecule: messenger RNA, 171 nt
Organism: Cavenderia fasciculata
Lineage: Eukaryota; Evosea; Eumycetozoa; Acytosteliales; Cavenderiaceae
Exons: 2
Coding region: 1-171 (56 amino acids)
Source: RefSeq, a predicted model, not a curated record